This is a messenger RNA of Solanum lycopersicum (tomato), 2014 nucleotides long. Its product is annotated as folate-biopterin transporter 1, chloroplastic-like. Gene Ontology annotation, cellular component: membrane. NCBI's taxonomy places the organism in Eukaryota, Viridiplantae, Streptophyta, Magnoliopsida, Solanales, Solanaceae. The record is from RefSeq and is a predicted model, not a curated record.
UUCUAAUAUUCCAUUUUUCUUAUUAAAACCAGAGAGGGGAAUACGAACGACGAACAGAAAAAAUUAGUUUUAAAAUGGCUGCGUUGACAUUCUCAAUACUACCCUUCCGAUCCUUGCUCUAAUUCGCCGGAAAACGGCAUUCCGUCGUCAUCUUCACCUGACAUCAAAAUGUCAGUCACCGUUGCAAUGCCGGAAGACCCAGUCCAACAAGAAAAUGAUGCUGAACCGUUGCUUCAUUCUACAGACCGAAAUGAAGAUCUCCUGACAACCACUAGCAAUGAAGAUUCUAGUUCAUCUGAUAAAACUUGCUGUCACAAGGACAAAAAUUCUAUUAGCUCAGCCAGAUGCUUCGGGGUGGAGCUAACCCCAGAUAACAUUGCUGUUGCUAUGGUAUAUUUUGUUCAAGGGGUCUUGGGCCUUUCAGAUCUUGCUGUUAGCUUUUAUUUGAAAGAUGACCUACACCUAGACCCUGCAGAGGCAGCUGUGAUAUCUGGUUUCUCAUCAUUGCCAUGGCUUAUAAAGCCGUUAUAUGGAUUCAUCAGUGAUUCCUUCCCACUCUUUGGAUACCGGAGAAGGUCAUAUUUGGUACUAUCUGGACUUCUUGGAGCACUCUCAUGGUUUUUGAUGGCCACCUUUGUAGACAGCAAGUAUGGUGCUGCUUUCUGCAUACUUAUUGGUUCUCUUUCUGUUGCUUUCUCAGAUGUUGUUGUAGAUUCCAUGGUCGUUGAAAGGGCACGUGGUGAGUCCCAAAGCAUGUCAGGAUCUCUUCAGUCACUUUGCUGGGGUUCUUCAGCAUGUGGUGGAAUUUUCAGUUCUUACUUCAGUGGAUCCCUUGUGGAAGUUUAUGGCGUGAGGUCCGUUUUUGGUGUAACAGCAUUACUUCCACUGAUAACAUCUGCAGUAUCUUUGCUUGUGAAAGAGGAGCCUGUACUUGGCCCAGCAAGGAAUCUCUCUUUAAGAAAUGGCUUCUUUGAGAGUUCAAAAAGUAGCAUUAUCCAGUUAUGGGGAGCUGUUAAGCAGCCUAAUGUUUUUCUUCCCACACUAUUUAUUUUCCUAUUUCAGACAACACCACAGUCAGGUUCUGCUACGUUUUUCUUCAUAACCAAUAAACUUGGUUUCACUCCAGAAUUUUUAGGCCGCCUUAAGCUUGUUACUUCAGUUGCAUCACUUAUUGGUGUUGCACUUUACAAUGGUUUCUUAAAGAAAGUUCCUUUAAGGAAAAUAUUCCUUGUGACAACUAUUAUUGGUUCAGCUCUUGGGAUGACACAGGUUCUGCUGGUAACUGGAUUAAACCGAAAGUUUGGCAUUAGUGAUGAGUGGUUUUCAAUUGGGGAUUCCUUGAUUCUAUCUGUUCUUGGUCAGGCUUUCUUCAUGCCUGUUCUUGUAUUAGCUGCAAGAAUAUGUCCAAUGGGAAUGGAGGCUACUUUCUUUGCAACCCUUAUGUCCAUAGCCAAUGGGGGAGGUACCCUUGGGGGCCUACUUGGUGCAGGUCUAACUCACAUCCUUGGUGUCACCAAGGACAAAUUUGAUAACUUGGCUAUCCUAAUAACUAUCUGCAAUCUCAGCUCCCUACUGCCUUUACCACUACUUGGCCUUCUUCCUCGAGAUGAACCCGAUUCAGAGGAGAAUACUGAUAUUGAGAUGACGCCAUAUUGAAUUCAUUCUUUCUCUGCAUAUAACAUGUUGACAUGAAAUUGCUAAUGUGGCCUCAAACGUGGUUGAUCGAUUUAACUGCAGCUUUUUAGAUACCAGUAGGAGAGAUUUUUUACUCAGUAGGUGAGAACUCACUCAUGUAAUUCCUCACUACCUCAAGACAUCACGACACAAAAAUGUAGAGAUUAGUAAUAUUUACUAGUACUAGUUUUUAAGCUUACAUACAUACAGUAGUCCUAUAUUCUUUUUCUUCAAUUCUCUCAUUGUUUGUAAAUGGAUCAUUUGACGUCAGGUUGAUAAUAUUUUUUCCCUGAACUCACCAAUUUUACCAUAAAAGUGGGGACAUGUAAAAUUUCCAUUA